Messenger RNA from Ambispora gerdemannii, 368 nucleotides. NCBI's taxonomy places the organism in Eukaryota, Fungi, Glomeromycota, Glomeromycetes, Archaeosporales, Ambisporaceae. The record is from the annotation of a GenBank genome assembly.
AAGGUGAGAAAACGCGUUUUGAUAGUGACGAAAUUACGGAUAGAAUGCAAGUAUUGCAACCAAAUACGCUACAACAACUGGUCAAAAAUGCAAAAAAGCCACAUGCAUGGUCUGUAAAUUCGCGUGGGCCAGUGUACAAUGGUGCUGCACAAUCAACAUUGCGUAACAAGAGGGCAUAUUGGCGAAAAGCGGCUUCGGGUUCUAAGAAGAUCAUUGAAAUAUUUCAAACGAAUAAAGCUGCUGAGCCUAAUACAGACCUCACAUUUGAGAACACGUAUGACAGCAGUGAUGAUGAUGAUAACAAAUUUACUUUAGAAUCUCUGAAUUCGUUAUUAAAAAAAAAGAAAGAUGACUUGCGGCUUCGAAUG